UCCAAUAGUGUUUUGCAGUUUAUUAAACAUUUAAAUUAGGGGCCUAGAUUAUUAUUAUAUAUUUAAGUAGCCACUCAAAGUAAUAACACGUUUCAUAAUAGCACAAAACGUGCUAGUAGCGCCGUUAGCGGUUAUCAUUAGCGGUUAUUGUUAGCUUGCAUUUAGCUUGUUUAUCAAACCUAUUGCUCAAGACUGUUGAGUUUAACGGCAUCAUUCAUGUUAAAGUGUUAUUCUGCAUGUCAACGCGUAGUGAUGACGUUACAUUGUGUGCGUGUAGUUAACAAAUGUUUCCCAGUUCUGAUUUGAAGAAGUUUGACGUGGAUGUUGAUGAUUGGACUGUGAUUCCUAACCACUUAUUUAGAUGUCAAAAAUCAAACACACUGUUCAUAUUGUUUAUGGCCGACAGAUGAGAAGAUGUGGAGCAUUUAAAGACUUUUUAUAAUGUAUAUUUAAUACCCAGGCUGCAGCUUUAUUCAUCUUUUCAGCUGAAAUUCCUGUGUCACUUAAUGCUGCAUGCAAGACAAAGACAUGUUAGAUCAAGAACCAGCAGAGAUACCUCAACUGUCGUCCACCUUGUGACUAGCCUUUAAAAUAUAUAAUUAAAAAAUUGCCUGUUAAUUAACACUAAAUUUCGGCAUCAUGGUCACCGUAUACAUUUGUUUCGGAGAGGAGUGUUCAUCAGAUAUCUCAACUGUCAUCCAUCUCUGAGAAUUUGAGAAUGGUCUGCUAAUUGUAACGCUCCAUCGUCGCUUUCCCUCUGCAGAGCUCAGAGAACAACCACCCGGUUACCCCAAAAAGAAGAAAGGAUGCACCGGUUGUAGAUCCCGCGUUCUAAUCUGAGGCGGCGGUGGUCUCCUCGCGCCCGGCCCCCGGGAUGCCGUACCACUGCGUGGCUUAUGGAUGCGGCAAAACCGCGGAAGACGGGGCGAAGCUGUUCCGAUUCCCCAAGGACCAUGAGGAGUUUCGCAAGUGGGAGAAGCAGGUCCAGCGCACACGCACCCAGUGGGUCGCCACGCCGAACUCUCACCUCUGCAGGGAGCAUUUUGGCAAGGAGUACUUUGAGCCCAGGCCACACACAGCGGCUCCGGCCCUGAAGCCGGGAGCCGUGCCGACCGUCUUCGUCCGGCCGCACUGUUUCUCCUGCGAGGGAGCGGGCUGCAGCGACUGCCUGCCCGCCAUCCAACGGCGAGGCAUCACCGCGGAACCGAAAGAGCGCGCCACGAGUGCUGAAAAUAAUGAAACGGCAUCCACGCAGGUCGAUGAAGCCGAUGGAGGAGGGGGCAAAGAACGCCUGACGGGAGGAGGGACGAAGCAGGGGGGGAAAAACAAAGAAGAACGACCAGUGGUUUGUGAGUUGUGUGGCACCACCGGCCGUUUUAGCACCUUCUUUUCCAAGACCAAGCGUUUCUGCAGUCUGUCCUGUUCACGUUCCUACUCGUCAAACUCCAAGAAGUCCUCCAUCCUGGCACGACUGCAGGGAAGACCCCCCUCAAAGAAAGCCACAGUGCUGAGCAAGGUGAACAAACUGCCCCCAGCCCCCCCAGCACUGAACGCGUCGGCUACAGGCUUCGAAUGGGGCGCCUACCUGGAGAAGGAAACCUCUGUGGCGGCGUCGGUGUCCUGCUUCAGACACGCCUCGCUGUGCGCCCAGUGGGACGACGUCACUCUGGGGAUGAAGGUGGAGGUCCUGAACACCAACGCGGUGCUGCCCAGCAAAGUCUACUGGAUCGCCACCGCCAUCCAGAUCGCCGGGUACAAAGCCCUGCUGAGGUACGAGGGCUUUGAAGACGACGGCAGCCGAGACUUCUGGUGCAGCCUCGUGUCGGGGGAGGUGAACCCCAUCGGGUGGAGCGCCAUGACCAGCAAGCUGCUGGUGCCCCCACAAGACGUGAAGCAGAGCAUCCCGGACUGGAAAGAGUACCUGAUGUCGACGCUUGUGGGAGCUCAGACUCUCCCCGUGGACUUCUACCUGAAGUUGGCCGAGAGCAUGAAAAACUCUUUCAGGACGGGAAUGCGCGUGGAGGUGGUGGACCCCGGCCACGUGAGCCGGACCCGCCUGGCCAUCGUGGAGUCCAGCACCGGCGGGCGCCUGCGGCUCGUGUACGAGGACCAGAUGGACGCCGCGGAGAAUACGCUCUCCGGCUUCUGGUGCCACAUGUGGAGUCCCCUCUUGCACCCGAUAGGCUGGUCCAAGAGAGUGGGUCACGAUAUCAGAGCGACUGAAAGCAGUGUGGCUGCUGCUGCCAGCGCCUGGAAGGGGACCUGCGACAGCUCCUUCAUGCUCUUCAAGAAGCCCAGGUUUGUUUACAUGGAAGGAAGUUACUUUGAGGAAGGCAUGAAGCUGGAGGCCGUCGACCCUCUGAACCUGGGCAGCAUCUGCGUGGCGACCGUACACAAGGUGCUGUUCGACGGCUACCUGAUGGUGGGUAUCGACGGCGCCGUAUCCAACAACGGCUCCGACUGGUUUUGUUACCACGCCUCGUCGCACGCCAUCCUCCCCGUGGGCUUCAGCAAAAAGAGUGACAUCACGCUCACGGUGCCUCCAGACUACGACUCUCAGACCUUCACCUGGGACAAAUACCUGGAGGAGACCGCAGCUGAAGCCGCGCCGGCCCGCCUGUUCAACGCCGACUACCCCGGCCACGGCUUCUCCCCCGACAUGAAGCUGGAGGCGGUGGACUUGAUGGAGCCGCGCCUGGUGUGCGUGGCCACCGUGAAGCGCCACGUGGGCCGCCUGCUGCUCAUCCACUUCGACGGCUGGGAGGACGAGUUCGACCAGUGGGUGGACCACCAGUCCCCGGACAUCUACCCCGUCGGCUGGUGCGACCUCAUGCGCUACCAGCUGCAGCCUCCCCCAGGACUCGAUUUGGAAACCCAGCCGGCACCGAAUAAGAAAUACAAACCCCCUCUGCACGGGAAAAGGAGAAAGAGACGGAAGAGACAAGUUAAAGACGACGCCGCUCAGCAACCCGAGGGCGGUGGCACCGCCGGGCCUCCGGUGCUAGAAGACCGCCGUCUUCCUCCAGAGGCGCCUCUCGUCGAGCCCAAGGCCGAGCCGGAGGAGCAGGAAAUCUUUGCGGUGCAUGUGAAAGUGGAGGAGAUGGAGGAGGAGGUGGAGGUGGAGGCGCCAGACGACCCUCAACAAGUCCAGGAGGGAGGGGAGUCGCCAGAGCAGAGCGAGGAGGACGAGUGAACCGACGUCGGAAAGAAGCGAAGAGAGCGAGUCGUAGGAGGAGAGCGGCGCCGAGGAGACGAGGACGCUUCAGAGACGAGGACGCUUCAGAGCCGAGGAGGGUGACGAGAUCCAUGAAGAGUCCAACUUAAAGACUUAAUUCCCACUGCAAACCUGUACAUAUGAUUUUUUUGGGGUUGCAUAGCAGACGAAUAUAUUUGUUGUAAUGUUUUUAUUGUUUCUGUUUUAUAUCCAGACGUCGUCUCUUUGCUGUUGUUGUUAAUAUGAGAUAACUGAUAUCAAAAUAAAAGAACACAACU
Molecule: messenger RNA, 3492 nt
Organism: Pseudoliparis swirei
Lineage: Eukaryota; Metazoa; Chordata; Actinopteri; Perciformes; Liparidae
Gene: l3mbtl2
Product: L3MBTL histone methyl-lysine binding protein 2
Exons: 17
Coding region: 875-3193 (772 amino acids)
Biological process (GO): regulation of DNA-templated transcription
Cellular component (GO): nucleus
Molecular function (GO): zinc ion binding
Source: RefSeq, a predicted model, not a curated record